Molecule: messenger RNA, 1557 nt
Organism: Arabis nemorensis
Lineage: Eukaryota; Viridiplantae; Streptophyta; Magnoliopsida; Brassicales; Brassicaceae
Source: the annotation of a GenBank genome assembly
AUGACAAUCAUUUCUAGUCUCAUCAAGAUUUUAAGUCGCAGGGACCACCUGGACUAUGUUUUAACCGUGAUCGCUCUAUCCUCUGUUCUAUGGUAUAUUUGGCUUUACACCAAGUCCAAACGCCCGUCUCCACCGUUGCCACCGGGACCUUGGGGUCUUCCCAUAAUCGGAAACCUCCCAUUCCUCAAACCUGAGCUUCACACAUACUUCCAAGACCUAGCUAAAAAGCAUGGUCCCAUUUUCAAACUCUGGCUCGGAGCCAAGCUAGCAAUCGUGGUCACCUCCUCCGAUGUGGCCCGCGAGAUUCUCAAGACCAAUGACGUCAUCUUCGCAAACCACGAUGUUCCUGCGGUGGCUUUGGUUAACAUGUAUGGUGGUAUUGAUAUCGCUUGGUCACCAUAUGGACCGAGGUGGAGGAUGCUGAGGAAGCUAUGUGUGACUAGGAUAUUGAGCAACGCGAGGUUGGAUUUAUCCGUGGACCUACGUCGCCGAGAGACAAGGCGAACGAUUAGGUAUUUGGCGGAUCAGGCUCGGGUCGGAUCACCGGUUAACCUAGGAGAUCAAAUAUUCGUGAUGAUAUUAAACGUUGUGACGCAGAUGUUGUGGGGAGCUACGGUUGAGGAAGAAGAAAGGGAGAUUGUUGGAGCUGAAUUCUCUGAAUUAGUUAGACAGAUGAACGACCUCCUAGUGGAACCAAAUAUAUCCGAUUUUUUCCCAGCAUUAAGCCGGUUUGAUCUUCAGGGUUUGGCUAAGCGUAUGCGAGGACCGGCUCAGAAGGUGGACCGGUUGUUUGAUCAGAUCAUUAAUCAACGGUUGGGGAUUGAUAAGGGGAGUGAAAAGAAAGGUGGGGAUUUCUUGGAGGUCUUAUUGAAAAUUAAGGAUGAAGAAGAUGACAAGACAGAUUUUACCAUGAACCUUGUCAAGGCUUUGCUCAUGGACAUGGUGCUCGGUGGUACAGACACAUCGUUACAUGUCAUCGAGUUCGCGAUGGCCGAGCUAUUCAAUAAACCUGAUAUCAUGAAGAGAGCGCAGCAAGAGCUUGACGAAGUUGUAGGCAAAGACAAAGUAGUGGAAGAAUCUCACACAACUAAACUUCCAUACAUACUUGCCAUUAUGAAAGAAACUUUAAGGCUUCACACGGUUGCGCCACUCCUUGUUCCUCACCGCCCAUCCCAAACCACCGUUGUGAGCGGUUUCACCAUCCCUCAAGAUUCAAAGGUCUUCAUUAACGUGUGGGCGAUCCAUAGGAAUCCAAAUGUAUGGGAGAAUCCAUUGGAGUUCGAUCCUGACCGGUUUCUUGAUAAGUCUUAUGACUUUAGUGGAAGCGACUUAAAUUAUUUCCCCUUUGGAUCUGGUCGUAGAUUAUGUGUGGGAAUGGCGAUGGGUGAGAGGGUUGUUCUUUACAAUAUCGCUACGCUUUUGCAUUCUUUUGAUUGGGAACUUCCUCAAGGAAAGAGAGUGGAUAUCGAGGAGAAGUUUGGGAUCACGUUGAAGCUGAAAAACCCACUUGUUGCCACGCCUGUGCUAAGGUUGUCCGAUCCAAAUCUUUAUCUCUAA